AGCAUGUGGGAGCUCCGGUCCAUAGCCUUCUCCAAGGCUGUGUUCUCCGAGUUCCUGGCCACACUCCUCUUCGUCUUCUUUGGCCUUGGCUCGGCCCUCAACUGGCCACAGGCCCUGCCCUCUGGGCUGCAGAUCGCCAUGGCUUUCGGCCUGGCUAUUGGCACCCUGGUGCAGACUCUGGGCCACAUCAGUGGGGCCCACAUCAACCCCGCUGUGACUGUGGCCUGCCUUGUGGGUUGCCAUGUUUCCUUCCUCCGAGCCAUCUUCUAUGUGGCUGCCCAGCUGCUGGGGGCUGUGGCAGGGGCCGCCCUACUCCAUGAGCUCACACCACCAGACAUCCGCGGGGACCUGGCUAUCAAUGCGCUCAGCAACAACACAACGGCUGGCCAGGCUGUGACUGUGGAGCUCUUCCUGACCCUGCAGCUGGUGCUCUGCAUCUUUGCCUCCACCGAUGACCGCCGUGGAGAUAACCUGGGCAGCCCUGCCCUCUCCAUCGGCUUCUCUGUGGCCCUGGGCCACCUCCUCGGGAUUCACUACACUGGCUGCUCCAUGAAUCCUGCCCGUUCCCUGGCUCCGGCAGUCAUCACCGGCAAGUUUGAUGACCACUGGGUCUUCUGGAUCGGACCCCUGGUCGGUGCCAUCUUGGGCUCCCUCCUCUACAACUACAUCCUGUUCCCCUACUCCAAGAGCGUGUCGGAGCGCCUGGCCGUGCUGAAGGGGCUGGAGCCGGACACUGACUGGGAAGAGCGCGAGGUGCGGCGGCGGCAGUCGGUGGAGCUGCACUCGCCGCAGAGCCUGCCGCGUGGCAGCAAGGCCUGAGCGCGGCCGCCGGC
This is a messenger RNA of Orycteropus afer afer, 833 nucleotides long. It is a transcript of the gene AQP2, whose product is annotated as aquaporin 2. Gene Ontology annotation, molecular function: water channel activity. Gene Ontology annotation, biological process: transmembrane transport. NCBI's taxonomy places the organism in Eukaryota, Metazoa, Chordata, Mammalia, Tubulidentata, Orycteropodidae. Gene Ontology annotation, cellular component: apical plasma membrane; plasma membrane. The record is from RefSeq and is a predicted model, not a curated record.